Geosmithia morbida is the source of this 1317-nucleotide messenger RNA. Its product is annotated as enolase. Gene Ontology annotation, biological process: glycolytic process. The record is from RefSeq and is a predicted model, not a curated record. NCBI's taxonomy places the organism in Eukaryota, Fungi, Ascomycota, Sordariomycetes, Hypocreales, Bionectriaceae. The transcript has 5 exons. Gene Ontology annotation, molecular function: phosphopyruvate hydratase activity; magnesium ion binding. Gene Ontology annotation, cellular component: phosphopyruvate hydratase complex. Bases 1 to 1317 code for a protein of 438 amino acids.
AUGGCCAUCACCAAGGUUCACGCUCGCUCCGUCUACGACUCUCGCGGUAACCCCACCGUCGAGGUCGACAUUGUCACCGAGACUGGCCUCCACCGCGCCAUUGUCCCCUCUGGUGCCUCUACCGGUCAGAGCGAGGCUCAUGAGCUCCGCGACGGCGACAAGUCCAAGUGGGGUGGCAAGGGUGUCACCAAGGCUGUUGACAACGUCAACACCAUCAUCGGCCCCGCUCUGAUCAAGGAGAACAUUGAUGUUAAGGACCAGUCCAAGGUCGACACCUUCAUCAACAGCCUCGAUGGUACCCCUAACAAGACCAAGCUGGGUGCCAACGCCAUCCUCGGUGUCUCCCUGGCUGUCGCCAAGGCCGCCGCUGCCGAGAAGGGCGUUCCUCUGUACGCUCACAUCUCCGACCUUGCCGGCACCAAGAAGCCCUACGUCCUUCCCGUUCCCUUCAUGAACGUCCUCAACGGAGGCUCCCACGCUGGUGGCCGCCUCGCCUUCCAGGAAUUCAUGAUUGUCCCCAGCGCUGCCGCCAGCUUCACCGAGGCCAUGCAACAGGGUGCUGAGGUCUACCAGACCCUCAAGGGCCUUGCUAAGAAGAAGUACGGCCAGUCCGCCGGCAACGUCGGUGACGAGGGUGGUGUUGCCCCCGAUAUCCAGACUGCCGAGGAGGCCCUCGACCUCAUCACCGACGCCAUCGAGAAGGCUGGCUACACUGGCAAGGUCAGCAUUGCCAUGGACGUCGCCUCCAGCGAGUUCUACAAGGAGGAGGAGAAGAAGUACGACCUCGACUUCAAGAACCCCGAGUCCGACCCCACCAAGUGGAUCACCUACGAGCAGCUCGCUGCCCUGUACACUGAUCUCGGCAAGAAGUACCCCAUUGUCAGCAUCGAGGACCCCUUCGCUGAGACGGACUGGGAGGCCUGGUCCUACUUCUACAAGACUCAGGACAUCCAGAUUGUCGGCGAUGACCUGACUGUUACCAACCCCCUCUUCAUCAAGAAGGCCAUUGAGCUCAAGGCUUGCAACGCCCUUCUGCUCAAGGUCAACCAGAUUGGUACUCUGUCUGAGUCCAUCCAGGCUUCGAAGGACGCCUAUGCCGACAACUGGGGGGUCAUGGUCUCCCACCGCUCUGGCGAGACCGAGGACGUCACCAUUGCUGACAUCGCUGUCGGUAUCCGGGCCGGCCAGAUCAAGACUGGUGCCCCUUGCCGCUCUGAGCGUCUGGCCAAGCUCAACCAGAUCCUCCGCAUUGAGGAGGAGCUCGGUGAGCUGGCCGUCUACGCCGGCAAGAACUUCCGUACUGCCGUCAACCUGUAA